AUGUCAUCGGUCGAAGAAGUGUCAGACGACUUGACGGCACUGGUCACAGAGUCAUGUUCUGCGGAUCCUCUAGAGGACAAAAUUGAUCAAGUAAAGUCGCAGGAAGGUUCUUCAUCGAAAGAACUGUGUGCCAUGCCUGACCCUGAGGCAUCUUCAAGUGCGCAGAGAAAGCCGCCGCAAUUGAAGCCUGAUGAUAUUGCUCACCGUAAUCUCGAGAGGUCUCUGGGUGAAGACUUCAGCAAUCGUCGGAGUCCUAAGGAUUCUCCCACCCGGUGGACUGACGUUUUUUCAUCAAAAAGAAUUAGGAGAAGAAUACACAAGCAUUUUGGGGACUCGCGUGUGGAAGAUGAUCGAGACAUCACUGAUGAAAUGGUUUCAGCUACACAGGAGUUGCGAUCGCUGUCAUCAACAGAGCUCACUGGGCGAGUUGAGCAGGUGUUGAAAGAUAGGAACAUUGAUCAAAAGAAGAUCGACACAAUGCUGGAUAAGAUGGACGAUGAAAGAAAGCGGUUAAUUCUAACUCAACACCUUAAAACUGAUGUUAGCUGCACGAAGAAGGCACCAGCAAUGAUGAUUGACCAGCUUCUUGAAGUGUUAGAUAGUGACAACGUGUUGGAUAGAAAAAAGGACAUCGUCACGUUAAAAGUUAUUCUCGCAGGGGAAGGUGUUCGCUAUUUGUCUGAGUUUGCAAGAAACGGCAACAAACGCAGUGAUGAGAAUGGCUUGCAACUGAUCUGUCGACUAUUUGGAGUGAUUUUACAACAAUUGGGCGCCUGUCAAGAAGACACAAAUGAAUCUCGCGAGCUCCUAUCGCUACUGAUGGAAGUUGUUCGGUGCAUCCGCACGAUAAUUAACACAUAUCCUGGAUUGGAACUCGUGCUACAACGUGAAUCACGGGUCGUUGGGCGCCUCAUCGAAGGUGUCUGCGCCAUAAACAAAAGAAGAGCUAAAGAGGGAGAGGAAACGGAAGUAGCUCGUGUUCUGAGAGCAGAAAUUGUGAAGAUCUUGGCGUCUUUGGGUAUGGUGAACCAAGAAUCUACAAAGAAUAUUAAAAUGGAGAUGUCAGGUGCUCAGAAAAUGAUGAAGGAGCUUACCUUGUUAGCCGCAAGAAAUAAACAGCCAAGGUUCAAACCAAUUUUGGACUGUCUGCGAUUCUGUAGAGAUUCCGAUGUAGAUCAUGUGUAUCGGAUUCUCAUCAUCGUGAAUCUGCUCAUUCACAGCAGUGAUCAUGACUUAAGCGAGGAACAAUCGUGGCAAGUUCGAAUGGCUCUCCGUUCUGAGUUGAUGAGAGACGGCUUUGGAAAAUACAUUCCUAAUAUUGUUCUGCUGUCGAAGACGGAUGAGCGUAUUCGCGAGGUGUACAGCGCCUUCACUUCAAUCCAAGAUGAUGAUUUCAACGAACUAGUUUCUCGCUUCGAAACUUUGCGAGGUGAGUAUGAAACACUGGGUGGAUGUUUUGAACUUUUGGUUUCAACAAGUGCGAAUACAGCAGUUGAGCCGGUUUUGUUAAGCAUUUUGCAGCAUUUUAUGCUCAUACCUGAAGAUGUUUCAAUCAGGCUUUCGUAUUUUCGUCUUAUUGAAAAUUGUGUGAGCGAAAUUGUCCUUCACAAAAAUGGAGUAGAUCCUGACUUCGACUCACAAUUUCGCUUCGAGACACCUGUCAAUGAGAUUAUAGAUCAGCUACAAGAUGCGGAGUUUUCGCGGAAGCUUGAACAAGCUGUACAAGCCAAGCAGGAGGCAGUAGCCAAACAGAUGCAGUAUUGGCAAAAACUUGACGAAUUCCGCAAAGAAGCAACCCUUCUCAGGAAACACAUUGCAAAUCCUAACGAACCGAUUCCACCCGCAACAACCUGCACUAUCCAACAGCCAGUUGACCAGGCCAUUCCAUCGACCAGCCGACUUCUUGCAGUCGAGGCGGGAUCAAACUCGAGUAGCUUGCCACCUAUCACUGGUGGCCCUUCUGCACCACCUCCCCCUCCUCCACCUGGACCAAGGAUGGCUCCUCCUCCUCCUCAACCUCCUCCUCCGGGACCGCCGCCACCACCACCACCACCGCCAAACAUUCUUCGUAGCGGUACCGGACCACCAGGUCCACCACCACCUCCACUUGUCAGCGGGUCACUGCAAGGACCUGCACAACCUGCAAUUCCUGAUUUUCUUUCUGCCAAGAAAAAACGUGUUGUCGAUGUGCCUAUGCGGAAGUUCCCGUGGACCGGUAGUGCUAUCAAUCCUCGAAGUUUGGAUCGUGACUGUUUUUGGGCCACUACAUCAGAAGAUUGCUUGGCUAACGAUUCACUUCUUGAGCAAUUAAAAGAGAAGUUCGCAACCUCGAAAGCUGGUGCAAAAUCCAACGACGUCCCGAAAAAUGCCAAACCGGCCAAAAAAGUGAAGCAAGCUCAAAUAGUUAAGGACGAGAAAAUCCUUCAAGCACUUGCUAUUCUUCAAGGCUCGGUCAAGCUUUCCCACAAACAGUGGCGAAAAGGACUGCUAAAAAUUGAUGACUCGUUGCUGUCUGCUAAUACUCUCCAACAGCUUCGGUCUGCACUUCCACCAUUAGAUGUGAUCAAAAAGCUGUCCGAGGUUCAACCAUCUUCGUUGGAUGAAAUGCCGGAAGGAGAACAAUUCCUUGCCUCGUUAGCAUCAAUUAGAGCUUUGCCGCUGCGACUCGAUCUUAUCAUAUUCAAACUUCGUUUCCAAGAAAUUUUGAACGAUCUGAAACCAGGAAUUUCAUCGGUGAUGGAAGCAUGCGAUGAAAUUCGACGGUCACGGGGUUUCAAAACUUUUCUCGAACUGGUUCUUCUUUUCGGGAACUUCAUGGGUCAGUCGUCAAAAACUUACAAAGAUACGUUUGCUUUCGAGAUGAAUGUACUUACUAAGCUGAUGGAUACAAAGGAUGUAGAUAACAAAUUUACCCUUCUCCACUACAUGGUUGACUCGAUGAGAAAAUAUGACGCCAAAAAUUCUAGAUUCACCCAAGAAGACUUUUACCACUGUGUAGCUGCCGCACGAGUCAACGGUGAGGAAGUGGAGAAAUGUGUAGCAGCUCUUCGUCAGGACGUUAACAAGUUGCAAAAUAGUUUGAAAACAUACCAGAAACAGUGCGAUGACGACGCUUUCGUUGAAGUUAUGUCGCCUUUCUUAGUGAAGGCUCAGACAGAACUGGAAAUUAUUGAAACGAUGCAUAAUAAAAUGAAAUCUGAUUGGACGAAAUUCGCUAAGUACUAUGCGUUUGAUCUCAAGAAAUAUCCCAUGGAGCAAUUCUUCAUGGAUAUGAAGACGUUCAAGGAACAGUACGAGGGAGUUUACCGCGAGUUGGAAAUGGAGCGCCUCAGGACCGAAAAGGAAAAUGAGGACUCGAAAGCGAAGAAAAGAAGAGCCGCAUCACCCGCUAAAAAUCAACCGGCUCGAGUUGGCCUUGCUGCCAGUCGUCUUCAGACAGCCAUCGAUUCCCCGGGUGUGUUAGACGAACUCGAUAAAAUGAUGGCAGUGGGCGGAUUGGCGAAACUCCUACAGGGACCGAGGACACCCCGCAGCAUGCCUGCAGGACGGACUAAAACGGGAAGGGCUGCCUUGCAGCGUCAACGAUCGAGAGGAGCAGAUUUCCUUCUCCGUGAAGCUCUUGAAGAGGACUCCGGAAAGAGCAGCAGUGGUCGCGCACCGUUUUCUAUUUUGCCUCCCGCUCCUGAAAAGGUGCGAAUUCGUAGGAAAGGUGCACCUACAAUUGAGGUAGCGCUGCGCCCAUCUGAAACCUCACCCAGCCACAAAGAAAACAAUGGAAUGUCGCCAACAACCGAGGAACUGCUGGCGCGGCUUCAACAGCAUACAACAAAAGUUGUUGCUAGACGAGAGCAGGCGGAUCCUGGACACGGGGUCGCAUGUUCUAAGAUCCCUUCAUCCACACGGAAGGUAUGGGUUAGCAACAAUAAGCCGGAAAAGAGAAGUUCUGAUCAAGAAUAUAUUCUGAAAUUGAAAGACUUGUUGGAGAGAGGAAAUCAUUCCACUGCUCAGAACAAACAUACACAGCACAACUUAAGGAUCGCCUCUUUUAUAUACAAAAAUAGCCCUAGAGGCGAAAAAAGGCAGUUGUUGCAAGCCGAGUCAGUCCUACAAAGACAGUUCGAGAAAAACAGGAGAUAUAUGCAUAGUACUUACUACACAUCUCAUGCUCUUAUCAACGUCUUUUUGUGGCAGUAA
Molecule: messenger RNA, 4194 nt
Organism: Necator americanus (New World hookworm)
Lineage: Eukaryota; Metazoa; Nematoda; Chromadorea; Rhabditida; Ancylostomatidae
Exons: 37
Coding region: 1-4194 (1397 amino acids)
Biological process (GO): actin filament polymerization; actin cytoskeleton organization
Cellular component (GO): actin filament
Molecular function (GO): small GTPase binding; actin binding
Source: RefSeq, a predicted model, not a curated record